CGUAACCAGAUCGAUCUCCUCUCCCCCCCUGAGUGAGAGAGAGAGAGUAUGCUGCUGUUACUACAAGUGUCUUUCUUUUCUCCGUACUCCCUCUCUCCCGUACGCAGCCGGCCGGCGAGCUCCCCCCUCCCCCUCCCAGGACGAGCUUCUCAUCUCCCGCGACCAUCGUCCUUCAUCCUCACCGCUCAAAUGGACGCCAAUCCUAGCACCGCCAUGUAUCCUCUGCACCGCUGCAAAACCAUUUACCUGGUGAGGCAUGCCCAGGGUAUUCAUAAUGUGGAAGGCGACAAGGAUCACAGUGCUUACAUGUCACAGGAACUCUUUGAUGCACACCUUACUCCCUUGGGCUGGAAGCAAGUUGAUUGCCUGCGUGAGCACGUGAAAAAAUCUGGACUUGCACAAAAGAUUGAGCUGGUUAUUACUUCCCCUCUACUGAGAACUAUGCAAACUGCAGUUGGGGUCUUUGGGGGCGAAAACUCUGUUGAUGGAGUAAGUGCACCACCAUUAAUGGUGGAAAAUGCUGGACACAGUAGCCGGUCAGCUAUUUCUAGUUUGAACUGCCCACCAUUUCUUGCAGUUGAGGCAUGCAGGGAGCACUUGGGUGUGCAUCCCUGCGAUAAGAGGAGGAGCAUUACAGAAUACCACACUCUUUUUCCUGCCAUUGAUUUUUCGCUGGUGGAGAAUGAUGAAGAUGUACUUUGGGAACCAAAUGUCAGAGAAGCAAAUGCAUCUGUCGCAGCUAGGGGCAUGAAGUUCAUUGACUGGUUAUGGACAAGGGAGGAGAAAGAGAUAGCUAUUGUAAGCCAUAGUGGAUUCUUAUAUCACACCUUAAGCAUGUACAGCAGGGAGUGUCAUCCAACCGUAAGAGAAGAAGUGGGCAAGCACUUUGCCAAUUGUGAGCUUCGGUCGAUGGUGUUGGUGGAUACAAGUAUGAUUGGGUCAAAUUCCGCCAGUUACAACUACCCUGGAAGUACUCCAGCUGGACUUGAUCUUCCUAGCGAUGCUGUAGCUUGAGUAAACUCAAAAGACCUGUGCUAAGAGAUAAAUUGGGUGCCUUGACUAUUUUUUUUCCUAGCCCAUUAACACUACUCAAGCUUGAAUUGGGAGUCUGAAACUUAGCUGACUUAAAACAGCAUCUACAGAUAGGACUUACCAUUUGUUACUCAGUAUGUUUCACGUUUUUACAGGAUAUUUCAUUCUUCAAACACGGUACUGAACUUUGAUUGUAAUAAACCUACGAGUCACUGAACUUGAUUGUAAUAAACGUCCGAUU
Molecule: messenger RNA, 1273 nt
Organism: Oryza brachyantha (malo sina)
Lineage: Eukaryota; Viridiplantae; Streptophyta; Magnoliopsida; Poales; Poaceae
Product: phosphoglycerate mutase-like protein 1
Exons: 10
Coding region: 49-1014 (321 amino acids)
Cellular component (GO): cytoplasm
Molecular function (GO): phosphatase activity
Source: RefSeq, a predicted model, not a curated record